AUGCCUAGAGCUAAUGGCUGCUAUUGCCUAGAGAGUUACCAGUGUGUGUACCUGUCUAGUUGGAAAGGAAAUUUUUAUGAAGAAUCCAAUGACUGCAAAACGAAUCCUUGUAAGAACAAUUCCACCUGUACUGACCUUUACAACAGCUACCGCUGUGAAUGUACAUCUGGCUGGACUGGACAAAACUGUAGUGAGGAAAUCAAUGAAUGUGACUCUGACCCAUGCCUGAAUGGAGCCCUCUGUCAUGAAUCAACCAUCCCAGGGCAAUUUGUGUGUCUGUGCCCACCCUUUUUCACGGGAAAAUUUUGCCAGGAAUAUCGUAGCUCCUGUGAUCCACUUAAUGACCCUUGCAGAAACAAUGCAACGUGCUUGACUUUGGUAGAUGGACAACGUUACUGUGUUUGUAGAGAAGGAUUUGAAGGUGAACACUGUGAAAUUAACACGAAUGAGUGCUUCUCUCUUCCCUGCCAGAAUUAUGGUGACUGUGAAGAUGGGGUCAACAGUUUCAGGUGUGUUUGCAGACCCGGGUUUUCUGGACCUCUGUGUGAAAUUGAAACUAAUGAGUGUUCCUCUAAACCUUGCAAAAAUAAUGGAACCUGUGUGGAUCUAACAAACAGAUUUUUAUGUAAUGGUGAACCUGGCUACAGUGGAUCUUUCUGUGAAUUGGAUAUGAAUGAAUGUGAAACCUCACCUUGUCCAGAUGGAGAAAAUUGUGUCAACAGAACUGGUGGCUACAAGUGCCUGUGUGCUCCUGGUUAUACAGGCAUCGACUGUGCAGUGAGUGUUGGAGACUGUCUAUCAAAGCCGUGUCUCCAUGAUGGGGCCUGGACUGAUGGCGUCAAUCACUACACCUGUGACUGCCAGAGUGGGUUUUUGGGAACACAUUGUGAAACCAAUGCAAAUGAUUGCCUCUCGAAUCCUUGUCUUCAUGGAAGAUGCGUAGAUCUCAUUAAUGAGUAUCAGUGUUUAUGUGAGGCAGGAUGGACUGGCUCAAGAUGUGAGACCAAGAUUAAUGACUGCACAUCCGUCUCUUGUUUGAACGAAGGCAUCUGUCAGAAGUCAGUGCACGGUGUCACUUGCAUUUGCCCCGGUGGGUACACUGGUGUGUACUGUGAAAUGCACGUUGACGGUUCUGCGGAGCCUGAACCGAAUUUAGUCCUCUGUCUUAACGGAGGCAUUUGUGUAGAUGGAGCUGGACGCACUUUGUACUGCAGGUCAGUAUUUAUUGAUGCACAAUUUGCUAACUAUAUAUUUAGGAAAGCUUCUAAACAUCCUGCUAGCAAUGCCCUCUGAAAUACGGAGACUGAGUUCUUAAGUCAGUUGUCGUCUUUAAAAAAUGUAAGCACAUAUUUGCAAUCAAUUCUACAAAGUAUUGCUUGUUUUUCCAAAUACCAUGUAUUCAUAGCUGUCCCAUGUUGGACUUCCAAAUUUAAUCAUCCUUC
Equus caballus (horse) is the source of this 1442-nucleotide messenger RNA. The record is from RefSeq and is a predicted model, not a curated record. Lineage: Eukaryota; Metazoa; Chordata; Mammalia; Perissodactyla; Equidae.